Mangifera indica (mango) is the source of this 2755-nucleotide messenger RNA. RefSeq lists its product as uncharacterized. Lineage: Eukaryota; Viridiplantae; Streptophyta; Magnoliopsida; Sapindales; Anacardiaceae. Bases 143 to 2593 code for a protein of 816 amino acids. The record is from RefSeq and is a predicted model, not a curated record. The transcript has 3 exons.
UUACAUCAUCACCAGAGUCCUUAACAUUCAAAGCCAAUCCAUUUAUGCUCAGAAGCGUUCAUUUUCCUUCCAUAUUUUACAGACGUCGCCAUUUUCUUUCCAAAUUUUAGAAACGCUGCCAGCCCAUAAAUCAAGUUUAACGAUGGCUACAGUUACGAGCAAGCCUUCUUCUUCUUCGCCAGCAUCGUCAACCAGACCAAACCCUGGUGCAAGAAACUCUGAAAGUAAAGAUCCCAUGAGAAGGAGUUUCAGUGGUAAUCCAUUUAGCAAACCCUCGUCGAUUCUGCCUAAUUCCAGAGAUUUUGUUAGAAGAAGCUCCAUUGCCAGAGAAAGUGCAAGUUCCUUGCGCGAUUUCACAGACAAAGAAAACGGCAAAGAAACAAAUUUAAACAUAGCAAGAGUCCGAUCUCCAGCUUCUGCUUUAAAGGGUACAAAGAACUUCAUGUCGCCAACCAUUUCUGCAGCUUCAAAGUUCACUGCAUCACCGAAAAAGAAAAUAUUGACUGAGAGAAAUGAGCCAGUUUUGUCUUCAGUUUCAUCCUCUGAUGCAAAAAGCCAACUUAUGCAAGACAAUGAACUAAAUCCAGAGAAAAGUUCAAUUAAGAAAAAGGCGGUUUCGUUUUCUGAUGUUAAAAGCCUGAUUUUGGAAGAUGAUGGCUUUUUGAAGCCAGAGAUGGGCUUGAAUCAGAGCAAGAUUGAGGCUUCAUAUGACUCAACCAUCACUGAGUUAGACGAAGAAGCUUUGAAAAGUGAUCUUGUUUCUGAUUCAGAGGUAAAUUUGGAAUCGAAGAAGAACCAUGUAAGCUCAUUACCAAAGAAUGUUACUGAGGAGAAUGAUUCUGGUGUUAAUCUUGGUUCAACUUUCAAGAUUAGUCCUAGAACCUCUUGUUCAACUUUGACCCCAAUGUUGGCACCACUUGAUGCAGAUCCUUCAAUGCCACCUUAUGAUCCUAAAACAAACUAUCUGUCACCGAGGCCUCGGUUUCUUCAUUACAGGCCGAAUCCACGAAUUGAGCUUUUUCAUAAGAGAGUUGGUAUGCGUUUGGAAGAGAGUUUUGUAUCAGAAAGUUUUUCAGAUAGUGAAGUUAGUGGAAUUCUGUCUGAUGAUUCCCAUAGAGAAUCCGAAGAUGUUUCUUCAGAUGAAACAAUGAAAGAAGGGGAGGUUGAAGCAGCAGUAGAAGAGGAAGAGACAGAGCUCACUGUAUCUGAACCAAACCCUUUUAGUUUCUACAAGCCUGAGGAGAGUGUUCAAGCUAAAGGGGUGUCUAAAUCAAAAUUCUUCACAAGUUCAAAGUUCAUUGCUUUCAUUUUUGUCCUACUGUUUGCUGGUUUGUCGAUUUCAGUUGUUAAAUCUCCAGUCACUGAUUUUUCUGUGCUAAAUGAUUUGGACUUCUCUAACCUCUAUGUCCUACCGGAAAUCACUGAAUUUGCAAUUGUGAACUUUGAGAGGCUGGCUCAAAGAUAUCAGUUGUGGGCUGCUAACUCUUUCUCCUACAUUUGCAAGCUGAUAUCUGAUUUGAGGAAAGUGCCAAAGUUGGGUCCUUUGCAGUAUGGUAAUCUGACUGAUUUGUUUGAAGAGUACAAGGAAGCUGAUGCAGUAUUUAAGCAAGAUCAGGCUGUGUUGACACCAAUAUGGGAGAGAGAUGUCGGAGCUGAACUAUCCAAAGAGGGUGAUUCCGAGAGCGAAACCGAUGAGAACGUUGAAGAGGUUUUGGAAGAAGAUAAUAGCCCAAAAUCUGAAGAACAAGUGCACCAAGGGAAUGCUGAGGUUUCAGAAUAUCACACUGACCCAGAGCCUGAAGAGGCAUGCUCAACUCCACCAGCUGAAGGGGUUGAAAUUUCAGAAGCGGAGCAGUCUGGUGAUCACAAUGAUAUCAAGCCACAAACAGAUCAGCUUGAGUUGAUCUUAGAAGCUACUGUAAUCCAGCCUGAAGCUGAAGCCUAUGAGUCUCAAGGAGAAAGUGAAAAGAACUUUCAUGCUGAAUUUGUGUCUCCUAAAGUUGAAAACUUCCACCAAAGCUCAGAGUUGGAUAUUGCAAUGGACAAUCCACAGAUUUCAGCAGCCACGGCAGAUAUUACUACAAUGAAUGGAUCAGAAGUUAAAUUUUUUACAGCAAAUAUGGUGGGAAUUUCCAUGCUUGUGCUUCUGAGUCUGCUUGCAAAAAUAGCUUUCUUAAAGUAUGCACAUAAAGAAAAAAGCUCGACUCCAAAUGCUAUCCCUACACAUGUUCAACAGCCAUCUAAGAAAUUCGAUUACAGUCUAAUUUCUGUUACCUCAGAGCAUCAGCAGACAGAAGAGGUUGAUAUGGCUGGUGAGUCAUGCUCAUCAGAAAUGAGCAGCUUCAAAAGUUCUUCUUACAGCAAAAAAGGACUCAAAGAUUCAAGUGAAGCUCAAACCAAAGAAAAGAAGAUUAGGAAGAAUAGCAGGAGAGAGUCCCUUGCCUCAUCAGAUUUCUCUAUGGAUUCGCCCUCUUAUGGUAGCUUCACCACUUAUGAAAAAAUUACCAAGAAGAAUGGCCUUGAUGAUGAGGUGGUUACUACUCCAGUUAGGCGUUCGAGCAGGUUGAGGAAUCAGGCCGCCACUUCUUCAUGACAGCCAGAAAUGGUUCCAUGUUUAUCACUCCUUCCAUUGUGCAGCUGUGCGAAGUGUGAACCCCAUUUAUUUUAACUUGCUGACUUAGUUUAGUUUACCUUAGCUUGAAUUAAUCGUAGUGCAAACACCUUCAUUAAUUCAGAUCUUCUGAUUCUUAUCUCA